GGAGAAGCUGAGAAAGAGCUUAGCACCUUACAAGAAAGGGUCACUCGCUCACACUCUCAGCUCCUUAGUCAACCGUCUUUUCAUUUUUCUUAAUACCGCUCGUGUCUUCAGAGAUACUAGAGUGUCACUGUAGGCAAUAUAUUGAACUUUGGAGUUUGUUCACGCUUUUCAACGCAGGGUCAAAAUGCAGACGCCCAAGCCCAUCGAAGUCCUCCAGAGUUUCGCUGCCAAACACGGGGUGGAUGUCCUCAACAGGGAGUUCGCUGAAUUGAUGGAUUCCUUGGACCCUUUGCGAGGAUGCAGAGAGAGAUUCGCCAUUCCAAAGCGAGGGACACUACCCGGAGCAGACCCCGAUGUGGCCGAGGGAGACGAAGAGUGCGUCUAUCUCUGUGGGAAUUCCCUGGGGCUCAAACCCGUCAAGGCCGACCGUUACAUUCAAGAUCAGCUCGACAAAUGGGCCAGAAUGGGCGUUGAAAUGCACUUCGAAGAGCCCCUCCCAGCGGCCAAAUGCGACAGGUACCUUCGGGAGGAGCUCGGGAGACUGGUGGGCGCCGACCCGUCCACCGUCUGUCUGAUGAAUGGCCUGACAGUCAAUCUGCACCUGUUACUCCUCUCCUUCUACCAGCCAACGCAAACCCGCUUCAAAAUCCUCCUCGAAGGCCACGCGUUUCCUUCUGAUAGAUACGCCAUGAGAUCCCAGGCGGAACUUCGAGGUUUUGACCCUAACGAAGCGGUGUUGGAGAUCCAGCCCCGAGAAGGCGAAAGCACUCUCCGCACAGAAGAUAUUCUAAAGGUGAUCAGAGAACAAGGCUCCAGCAUCGCCGUCGUGUGCCUGAGCGGCGUCCAGUACUACACGGGCCAGAAGUUCGACAUGGAGGCCAUCACGAAGGCAGCGCGGGAGGAGGGCUGCCUCGUGGGUUGGGACGUCGCUCACGCCGUGGGGAACGUGCGCCUGGAACUCGAUAAGUGGGGCGUCGACUUCGCUUGCUGGUGCACUUAUAAGUACCUGAACAGCGGGCCAGGAUGCAUCGGUGGGGCGUACGUGAACAAGCGGCACGAGAGCGGAGACGCGCCUCACCUCAAGGGCUGGUGGAGCAACAAGGAAUCGACGCGGUUCCAGAUGCGCGACGGCUGCGACACGGCGCCCGGCAUCGAUGGCUUCAGGCUGUGCAACCCGCCGCCGAUUCUUGUGGCUCUCGUGAAAGCCAGUCUGGAGAUAUUCGACGAAGUGGGAAUGGAUAAGAUCCUGGACAAGCAGUUCCUUCUGACGGGUUACUUAGAGCUCCUUCUGAAGGCCCACUUCAGCAUCGGCGACACUGAUGUCCCUACAACCACGAUCAUUACACCAGAGGACGUCAACGAGAGAGGAAGUCAGCUCUCCCUGGAGUUCUCUUACCCGCUCCAUCAGGUCCACAAGGAGCUGCAAAAGCGUGGCGUGGUGUGUGACGUCCGCCUCCCCAACGCGAUGAGAAUAACCCCGGCGCCGCUCUACAACAGCUUCCAAGACGUCCACUAUUUCAUCACGAUCUUGCAAGAUGUCUUUAGCAUAUGCAAGACCGAGGCUGCCUAAUGGUUCGUUUUCCUGUCGGAUUUUCCUAAGAUUUCGCUGCAAAACAAGUUCGCUGAAUCCUCUUAGGGGGAGUCUUUGUUUAAUAAGCAUUGCACUUGUGGGCAAUAUAUAAAGCCUGAGCUAUAUCAUGAUUCAGAAAAGUGAGUCUCUAGUGUGUGUGUGUGUGUGUGUGUGUGUAAGAGCGCGCGCGUGUGUGUAUGUGUGUGUGUGUUUCAUGCUCAUUACAGAGGAUGGCAAAUCCAGAAAUUUAAUUAAUACUGAAAAAGAAAAAAAUGAAAUAAGAUAAUCAGGGUACUCUCAUACUGCCUCAGCGAAAACCGCAAAUACUUGAAGUCUGAAAGUUGGUCUUAUUACCCAUUUCCUGCCUUGGCUGUAAUUUAUUGUUACAAUUUUCUGUGUAUAUAUAUAUGUUUGUAAAUAUGUUAACAAAUAAAAAUAGUCGAAUAA
This is a messenger RNA of Penaeus monodon (black tiger shrimp), 2017 nucleotides long. RefSeq names its product kynureninase-like. The record is from RefSeq and is a predicted model, not a curated record. Gene Ontology annotation, biological process: NAD+ biosynthetic process. Lineage: Eukaryota; Metazoa; Arthropoda; Malacostraca; Decapoda; Penaeidae. Gene Ontology annotation, cellular component: cytoplasm. Gene Ontology annotation, molecular function: pyridoxal phosphate binding; kynureninase activity.